CUAAAAACUCGUCAUUGACAGAUAAUCAUUAUGCAAACUGCAAUCGAAAGAUAGAACUAUGUAUAGCUUGCGAGAAAAAUAGUAUUCUAAACCCAGUCACGUGUUAUUGUGGAGCGAGAUUGAAAUCCGUGAUAGGCAGUAAAUGGGGAGCUUUACUUGUUGCUGGUGAUGAUGAAAAUCCAGAGAAAGCAGCAGCCAUGAAAAGAGAAAUACUAGAGUUAGAGAGAGUAGUUACCUCAAAGGCACCACGUAUUAUUGGUAUAAGUAAAUGUAACGUGAAGACAGUUGUACCGGACGAUACAAAGACAGCAAACAAAACGGAAGAAACGCCAACAUGGACGAAAAUCACGGAGCAUAUUGCACACUUCGCUAAAGAUGUAAAUAUCGAUACAUUAUUGAUGUACUUCUCGUGCCAUGGAGCCGACGAGGAAGUUGAAAAUCUGGAAAAAAGUGAUCCCUCCGAAGCAUUUAAAAGCUCUGUCCAAGAAAACAUGUUUCAGCUUGGGAAAUCAUCAGAGUUGAUAUCAUUGAAGGACUUUCAAAAAGAGAUAGAGUCGUUGAAAAAUGUUAAUAAACUGAUUCUCUUUCUUGACCGAUGUUUUCCUCCAAUGAUCGAUUUUAAAGAUAGCCAGAGAGAAUUCAUUCAGAUAAACGCAUGCAGCGAGGGUGAGAAGGCAAUUCUAAAUGACGAGGGAAGUUUAUUUACAAAGUAUGUUAUUCAAGGAUUAAAAGCUAGAUCCGAGAAAAGAGAAUGCUCAAAGGAUUGUCAUCAUUGUUCCUCCUAUUGGGAGAGGAGAACAGAAUACAUCUCCAUUGAUAACUUAUUUGAUUACGUUAACAAACACUUAAAACAAAAGGCACCUACUCCUAAAAGGCAUCUGAAAAGUACUUUGAAUGACAUUGCCUUUUUUACGGAAGAUGUGGUACAUAUAGAAUUUACUUCAAAAGGUAGUCAAACACCUGUUCGUCUUCCGCUUGAAUAUCUGAAAAACAUUGAUGAGGUCAAGCUUAUGCUUCUAAAGGAGUUCAAAGUUGACACAGAAACGCACGAGGUCAAAAUAGAAAAAGACAUAUUUAGGAAUGACCAAGAAGCCGAUGAUGAAUGCAAAACAUUGGAACAUGUUAUGGAAGCCUGGAUAAAUAGGUUUCCCCUUGAUGUGUCCUUUUUGAAGAAAAAAAAGACAUGAAUACGCAACUACAAAGGUGUUUCAAAUGGAAGAACUCUUCAUAACUGUAUUGUGGUUAUAUCUGUUUGAUUCUAAUGUAACCAAACGUUUGUUGAAACAUAUAUAUAUAUACAAU
Molecule: messenger RNA, 1302 nt
Organism: Ruditapes philippinarum (Manila clam)
Lineage: Eukaryota; Metazoa; Mollusca; Bivalvia; Venerida; Veneridae
Source: RefSeq, a predicted model, not a curated record